Sesamum indicum (sesame) is the source of this 2965-nucleotide messenger RNA. RefSeq names its product glucosamine inositolphosphorylceramide transferase 1. Lineage: Eukaryota; Viridiplantae; Streptophyta; Magnoliopsida; Lamiales; Pedaliaceae. The record is from RefSeq and is a predicted model, not a curated record. Gene Ontology annotation, molecular function: glycosyltransferase activity. Gene Ontology annotation, cellular component: membrane.
AAAUUGAUUACAUAGAGAAAGUGCCAUCCAUUCCCCUACCCUUUUCUACCCCCACCCCACCCACCCCACCCCUUGAACUCGUCCGCGGUUUUCUUGUCAGCUUUCGUCUCUGUGUGUCGCAUUACAAUUUCAAGAAUCCCCAACUUUAUACAGGAAAACAAACAGAAACCAGAACGAUCCGACAACAACAAAAGAAAACAAACAGGGAAAAAAAGGAAAAAAAUAAGGCCCAGAAUUUAGAUAUCUAAUUAACGAAACACUCUCUGCCGUUACAACAUCUCCUAUCUGUUCCCCAUUUUGGAAGAGGAAAAGUUAUGCAGGGAUUUCUAGCUUUUUCGUUACAUGCAAGACCGCCACCGCCGCAGCGGCGGUGAGAAUUUUCCGUGGCGGAAACCUCCAUCUACCGUGCGGCAGCUGCGGAGUAGUUUGAUUUGUUUUGUUAUUUGAGGAAAUGGGUUCGAGCCCGGUCGUGGGCUCUGGGACGUCCGCUGGCUGCGGAGGUGGUGGGUGGCGGUGGCACAGCAGCAAUGGUGGUGGGAAGAGCAGUGGCGUUAUUAACAAGAAUGGGAAUGGAAAUCUGAACAAUGAGUCGUGUGUGUUGUCGUCAACUUUCGCUUAUUUCUUGUUUUCGUUUGUUGUUUUGGGUUUGAUUGGGAGUUUGUACGGGAGGUACAUGCUCACGCCUAAAGUGCUCGCGGGGAUCACGGCGCUCGGGUGUCAAGAGGACAAUGAGGGUUCCUGGGCUGUGGGCGUUUUCUAUGGGGAUUCGCCCUUUUCUCUCAAACCCAUUGAAGCUAUGAAUGUAUGGAAGGAUAAGAGUUCAGCAUGGCCCGUAGCCAACCCAGUGAUCACUUGUGCCUCUCUUUCUGAUGCUGGCUUCGCUAGUAAUUUUGUUGCCGACCCUUUUCUUUAUGUGCAGGGAGAUGUCCUUUACAUGUUCUUUGAAACGAAAAAUUCAAUUACAAUGCAAGGAGAUAUUGCAGUCGCGCAAAGUAUAGACAAGGGAGCAACGUGGCAGCAGUUGGGUAUUGCUCUUGAUGAAGAUUGGCAUCUUUCCUAUCCGUAUGUCUUUGACUACAACGGAAAUAUAUAUAUGCUGCCGGAGGGCAGUGAGAAAGGCGAGGUUCGUCUUUACCGUGCAGUUGACUUCCCUUUAAAAUGGACACUGGAUAAGAUUAUUAUGAAAAGGUCGCUUGUUGAUUCUUUUAUAAUUCCUCAUGAGGGGAAGUUCUGGCUUUUUGGUUCGGACAACAGUGGGAUCGGCGGCAAGAGAAACCGACAGCUAGAGAUUUGGCAUAGCUCCUCGCCCCUUGGUCCUUGGAAACCUCAUAAAAAGAACCCUGUAUAUAACACUAACGAGAGCAUGGGAGCCCGGAAUGGAGGCCGGCCGUUUGUGUAUAACGGAAAUCUUUAUCGUAUUGGUCAAGACUCUGGCGAGACCUAUGGUCGUAGGACACGUAUCUUCAAAGUCGAAGUUCUGACCACGGAUGAAUUCAAAGAAGUUGAGGUUCCCUUCGAUGUCGAAGAGUCAGUUAAGGGACGAAAUGCUUGGAAUGGCGCCCGCCACCACCACAUAGACGUACAGCAGCUCAGUUCAGGCGAAUGGAUUGCCGUUCUUGAUGGGGACCGAGUACCCUCAGGAGACACAGUUCAUCGAUUCAUUCUUGGCUUAGCUUCAGUUGUUGCUGUUGCUGCACUGGUCAUACUUGGUGGAAUUUUACUUGGGCCUGUAAAGUGUAUAGUACCCUUAAGUUGGUGCCCCCACAAUGUGGGCAAGAGAAGUGAUGCGGUCUUGGCUUGGGAGCAGCCAAGUUUGUCAUCCAAGCUACGCCUAUUUUGUAGUCGACUGAACAGAGGAAGCUCGAUUCUCCGUGCUAGAAUAAAGGCAAACACUUGCACAGGAACUUUUGUCCUCAUUUUUACGAUUGUGGUUGCAGUGACGCUAACAUGUACUGGGGUCAAGAAUAUAUACGGUGGGAGUGGCGCCCAGGAACCAUAUCCGUUAAAUGGUCAGUACUCCCAGUUCACUUUGUUAACGAUGACCUACGAUGCUCGACUAUGGAAUUUGAACAUGUACGUAAAGCAUUACUCAAGAUGCUCCUCUGUGCGUGAGAUAGUCGUCGUCUGGAAUAAAGGGGUGCCUCCACAACUAAGUGAUUUCGACUCAGCCGUGCCAAUAAGGAUAAGAGUCGAGAAACAAAACUCCCUCAACAACCGAUUCAACAUGGAUCCACUGAUAAAGACACGAGCUGUCCUCGAGCUCGACGAUGAUAUCAUGAUGACUUGUGACGACGUUGAACGAGGGUUCAAGGUAUGGCGUGAGCACCCCGACCGGAUUGUCGGGUUCUAUCCUCGGCUCGUCAAUGGCAGCCCGUUGAAGUAUAGAGGCGAGAAGCAUGCCCGGAAGUACAACGGCUACAACAUGAUCUUGACUGGGGCUGCUUUCAUGGACAGCCAGGUGGCAUUCAAGAGGUACUGGAGCAAGGAAGCAGCCGCAGGUCGAGCACUCGUCGAUCGUUUCUUCAACUGCGAGGAUGUGCUGAUGAACUACUUGUACGCGAACUCGAGCUCGUCGACAGUGGUCGAGUACGUGAGGCCUGUGUGGGCGAUCGACACAUCGAAAUUCUCAGGAGUUGCAAUCAGUAGAAACACUCAGGCUCACUAUGGAGUGAGAAGCAAUUGUCUGGCUAAGUUUGCCGAAAUAUAUGGGAGUUUAACUGGGAGGAAAUCGGAUUUCAGGCGACGGAAGGACGGUUGGGAUGUAUAGUGAGGAAAAAAUUCUAAGUUAAAAAUGUAGUUGCUCUCUUUAUUUUUCUUCUUUGAUUAGUGCAAGUUUUGUUGAUAGUGAUGAAGAAAUUAUACCUCCAGCUGUGAAUUUUGCUUGGGAGGGACUUUUGACAUCAAACUCAAUAUAAUUUAAUGUACUAAUGGCUUUGAAUGGGAAUCAUCUUCUUCAUAGUUGCUA